Akanthomyces muscarius is the source of this 942-nucleotide messenger RNA. RefSeq lists its product as uncharacterized. The transcript has 8 exons. Gene Ontology annotation, molecular function: mRNA binding. Gene Ontology annotation, biological process: mRNA export from nucleus. The record is from RefSeq and is a predicted model, not a curated record. Gene Ontology annotation, cellular component: nucleus. Lineage: Eukaryota; Fungi; Ascomycota; Sordariomycetes; Hypocreales; Cordycipitaceae. Bases 1 to 942 code for a protein of 313 amino acids.
AUGGACAAAGGUCUGGACGAGAUCAUUGCUGACAAGCGCAGCAAUGGUCCUCGCAACAACCGCCGCGGCGGAGACAGGCGCCGUGAUGGCCGUGAUCGCCAUGACGGACCUCGCGAUGGCGUCAGAAAGUCGUAUCGCGAUGAGCCACGAAGCAUUGAUAGCGAAUGGGUUCAUGAUCGAUUCGAAGACGACGAUCGCCGCCGUGCACCCGCGCCGAGACGCCGUCGCGACGAGCCUCAGGCCGAGGCUAAAGGAACCAAGAUCAAGGUCGACAACUUGCACUACGACCUCACCGAAGAGGACAUUGGCGAACUUUUCCGCCGCAUUGGACGUGUAGUUCGCUUGCAGCUCAAGUUUGACCGCGCUGGUCGCUCCGAGGGCAUCGCCUAUGUCACUUACGAGCAGAAAGAUGAUGCCGACGAGGCCGUGAAACAGUUUGACGGUGCGAAUGCCAACGGUCAACCUAUUCGUUUGACCCUUCUUCCGAACCGCAACCCCUUCGACACGGCUGUCAUGCCCGGCCGCCCGCUCUCUGAACGCAUUUCCGCGCCCGGCGGACGUUACACUGAAGAUGACGCAGUCCGCAGAGGCAUUGAUAGAUACAUCCCUGGUGGUCGUGAGGGUGACCGUGACCGCUCUAGAAGCCCACGCGGUUCUCGCCGUCGCGGUGGACGUCGUCCUGGGACACGCCGCGAGGGCGGAGAAAAUGGUCGUGAUGGCAACGAGGGCGGCCGUGGUGGCCGUGGUGGCCGAGGUGGUCGUGGUGGUCGUGGUGACCCGCGCCCCAAGAAGACCCAGGACGAACUCGACGCUGAAAUGGACAAUUACUUUACCAAGAACGACGGCGAGGCUCCUGCUGAGGCGAAUGGAGGAGACACUGGUGCCAAGGGCGAAGGCGAUGCCCCGGUCCCUGGUGCUGGUGACAUUGACAUGAUUGAGUAA